CUGGAAACCUUAGACUGCAGCAGAUUGUAAAUCCGGUUGAUCCUCUGGAGAUCCUGGCAGAUGUGCACUGGACACACAUCCGUGAAAAAGAGGAGGAGGAAAAAAUGGUCCCAACCUCAAAGUCCUCCACCUCCAGAGCAUCCGACCUUCCUUCCAUACGCCAUGAGGCGGUACAGGCGUGGCUGGAGACAGUCCCUGGAGCUCCAUGUGAGGAUAAUGAUGUGGAGGAUGAGCUGGGCACAGAGCCUGCAGACACAGAAGGGCAGGCAGGUGAAGAGGGAGACACGGGUGCAGAGCUGGAUGACGAUGACAUCCCAUCUGAUGCAGAAGCGGAGUUUCGCUUACAUCAAGGUGGCGUAGAAGAGCAAGAACUAGAAGUCUCUGAAGAUGAACAAGGAGCCGAAGGUGCUUCUUGUGGUGUGACAGAAGGUCCGUGCAAGCCAUCCAUCCCUAUCCAGUCAUCUAAUGACAGUGUUCUUCCUCCAUCUCCAGUUGAUAGUCCCAAAGCAAAACAAGUAGAGGAUGUAAAAGAUCCCCUGGCUGAAAUAUCCCGUGCAAUAAAAUCUCCAGAGGCACGCUUUUUUCCUGAGCCUUUCCUUGUUGAAGAAGGAACGAAGGAUGAAAUUCCCAAAGACAGGAAAUUUAAGAGCCCUUUGGUCCCACCAUCUCCAGUGUUAUCCCAGCCAGUUGCAUCAGCAGAAGCCAUUGCACCUACAUCACCAGCAGAGUCUCAGCCAGCAGCACCAACACUGGCUUCAUCCCCGACUUCUGCUCAAAUGCCUAUCUGUUCCCAGCCUUUGCCUUCUGCUGAAACAUCCAUUCCAUCCCCAGUGGAGCCUCCAGUAUGUUUCCAACCUGUCCCAGCCUUAACGUCUACUCCUUUAGCCAAACUGGUCCUCAGGGGCCAGGAUAGUGAGGUGGAAAAACUGGGGAGCCCUGCUACUGCAGAAGAAGCCUUGAAACGGAGUAACCUUGUAGAGGAGUUCUGGAUGAAGAGUGCUGAAAUCCGGAGGAGCUUAGGGCUCACCCCAGUAGACAGAAACAAACGCCCAGAGACAAACUUUACUGUAUCUGCCCUUGAGACAACUCCUCUGAAGACUUUUAAUAGCGAGAAUAUUUCAGGGGAUGGAAGGAUCCCUCUCGUGAAACCCCAGCCUGCCCCAAGAAGACAGGGACUGUCCAAAUUAGAAAAUGAGCAGAUUUCUCUGCUCACUCCAAAAUCUCCAUCAGAAAAAGAGCUAAAGAGUGAAGUAAGGAGAGAUGUAUCCAGCAGUUCUGGACUUGGCCUUCAGGAGAGCUCAUCUAACAUGAGAACUAUGGCUAGCCAGAGCUUCAACACUUCUGACUCUACCAUGCUUACUCCUCCAUCAAGUCCGCCACCACCACCUCCUCAGGAUGAAGAACCAGCCACUUUGCGUAGAAAGAGGCAUCAAGCAGUCUGGCAGAAUGAGGUUGAAGCCAGGUCACCUCCAACACCAGCAUCAACACCUCCUGCUCCCUCUCGCCAUGAGCGGACCUCUGCUGCCAAAGAGUCGACUCAGGCCAAAAAAGACGAUGUGAGGAAGUCUUUUGCAGAGAGUGUGGAUGAGAUUCCAUUUGCUGAUGAUGUAGAAGACACAUACGAUGACAGGACAGAGGACUCAAGUCUUCAUGACAAGUUCUUUACACCUCCUACCAGUAGGCCAAGGCCAGAGAAAGCACUUCUUUUGCCCUUGGUCAGAGAAAAUGGUGGUCCACCCUCAAUGGAAGGAGGUGUUAACCAAAAGAAGAGAGUGUUGCCUGAAAUUUCUGCGGAGGCCAAGGAGCUUGCUGAAGAAAGAAUGAGAGCCAGAGAGAAGUCUGUCAAGAGCCAAGCACUGCGUGAUGCCCUGGCUAAACAGUUGUGUAAGAUGAAAGACAUGGAGAUGGCUGCAGCUGCUGCUGCAGGGGCCACAAGGGCACGAAAGGCAUCUUCUAUGCCCUUGAAGACCAAAGAGUUGUUUUAUGACUCUCCAAAGCAUCUGGCCUUGAAAAUAGCAGAGGGAUCCACACGAAAGCACGAUGCUGCUGGUGAGAAGUUCUCCACUCCUGCUGCUGAUGUGGCUGGACCUGAAGGGUCUGUCACCUCUUCAGAAGGCUCCAGUGGGAAGAGUAAGAAAAGAACUUCUCUUUUCUCCCCUCGUAAGAACAAAAAGGAAAAGAAAUCAAAAAAUGACAGCAGGCUUUCUGAUAAAUCUAGUGGUGGGACAGAAGAAGCAACAAAGCCUAGGUCAUUAUGGAAGUCUGUUUUCUCUGGGUAUAAGAAAGACAAGAAGAAAAAGACGGAUGACAAAUCCUGCCCAAGUACUCCCUCAAGUAGUGCCACUGUGGAUUCUGGCAAGCACAAAACUUCUACCUUGGUUACAGCUGCAGAUUUGCAGCUUCGGCAGCACCUGAGUUUCUCAGAGGACUCUGACCUUUCCAGUGACGAUAUUCUGGAACGCUCCUCACAGAAAUCCAGGCGAGAGUCGAUUUAUGUACCACACGCCUUGGCAUUCAAGAGAUCAUAUUCGUCAAAGAGAGCCUACACAGAAGAGGAACUGAAUGCCAAGCUGACCCGGCGAGUACAGAAAGCUGCCCGUAGACAAGCCAAGCAGGAGGAGCUAAAGAGGUUACACAGAGCUCAGAUCAUCCAGCGGCAGCUUGAACAAGUGGAAGAGAAGCAGAGGCAACUCGAGGAGAGAGGGGUUGCUGUGGAGAAGGCCCUUCGGGGAGAAGCAGUUGAGCCCAAUGCCGGGACACCACGUCGUAGACCUCUCUCCUUCUGCCCUUGCUGUGCCCAUGAAGGCAUGGGUAAGAAGGAUGAUCCCAAGCUGAUGCAGGAGUGGUUCAAGCUGGUGCAGGAGAAGAAUGCCUUGGUUCGCUACGAGUCCGAACUGAUGAUAUUCGCUCGGGAGCUAGAACUGGAAGACAGGCAGAGUCGAUUACAGCAGGAACUCCGGGAGAGGAUGGCAGUAGAAGAUCAUUUGAAGACAGAUGAGGAGCUCUCAGAGGAGAAGAGGAUCCUGAACGAGAUGCUAGAAGUAGUGGAGCAGAGAGAUUCUCUGGUGGCUCUCCUUGAAGAGCAACGUCUUCGAGAAAAGGAAGAAGACAAGGACCUGGAGGCAGUCAUGCUUUCCAAAGGUUUUAGCUUGAACUGGUCCUGAGCUUAACACAUUUACCUCUGCUGGUCUGUGUUGUCCAGUUGGCCUACCCUGAAUGCACCAGAAUUACAUGGAUAGGAAGAUGUUGAAGAGGAGACCUCCAAAGGGUCUGACAGCGUGCAGAGAUUUGGUUUGAAGCACUCAGAAGCCUUUUGAUAAGCAUGUUGGUUCCAGAAGCUUAAGUUUUACAUGUCUGCAAGCCAAGUUGAAGAUAAUGAGUUGAGACUGUGGAGUCUCCUUGAGGUCCUAUACAAUGGACCGUAUUUUUGUGUGUGUGCUAGGAAGGAGAGGAAUAAUCCAUGUGUGGGGAAGGAGGUUAAGGGAAGAAGUACCCUUAACUAAACUGGAUGUAUGGAAGUCCGUUCCUUUCCCGUUUUUACUACACGAGUUCUAAUAAAAGGGAGGGAAGUGGCAACCCUCUCUGGAAAACCACAGCAGCCUGUAGCAACCUAUAUGGUGGAGUCAGCUGUCUGAGAGAGCUCCAGAAGCCCGGGGCAACACCUUCUUUGCUUUAGUCUUCCUCCCCACCAAAGAAACCUGCAGUUGAUCAUUAUCCAUGGAUAUAAAGAAAUGUGA
This is a messenger RNA of Pterocles gutturalis (yellow-throated sandgrouse), 3737 nucleotides long. RefSeq names its product protein-methionine sulfoxide oxidase MICAL3-like. The transcript is spliced from 14 exons. The annotation marks the transcript as partial. The record is from RefSeq and is a predicted model, not a curated record. Lineage: Eukaryota; Metazoa; Chordata; Aves; Pterocliformes; Pteroclidae.